Messenger RNA from Malus domestica (apple), 1646 nucleotides. RefSeq lists its product as uncharacterized. Lineage: Eukaryota; Viridiplantae; Streptophyta; Magnoliopsida; Rosales; Rosaceae. The record is from RefSeq and is a predicted model, not a curated record.
UCAUACUUUGGUCUAUUCGCCAUGAAAGUUCCUCUCGAGCUAUAUCUCUUCAACUUCACUUCUUUCCCUACGCUGCCGCUCCUCUGACAAUGACCAUGACUCGAAUCGACAGCCGCCGCCUUAGCCUUGCCAAAUUUCCCAUCUUCUGUACUCAUUUAAUUGUUGCAAUCAUCGUCCUCGUCUAUGCCGAUAGUAUUAUCUAUGGUGACUCGGAACAGUCAGUGGCGUCAAAGAACGAGGCGAUUUCUCCGUUGCUGCAGAGUUAUCAUCAUAAUUCUGCAGGCGGAUUGAUCAAGUCUGAUGUAAGUCACUUAGUUCUGCGUUCCAUGCAGGAGGAGACCAUUGAAGUUGGUAAAGAAAACACAAGGCCUCUUGUUCCUCCUUUAAAUGUCACAGAAGAAGAAAGAAUUGCUUGGUUCCGAAGCAUGCUGUCGGAAUUUCACAUUUUCAAGUCAGACAAGUCUGCAAAGCAAUUCCAUGGCCGUGUUCUGGAAUUCUUUAACAAGGAGUGUGAGGGUCAGUUCUUUAUGACAUGGAUUUCGCCGGCGAGGUCUUUUGGGAGCAGAGAGUUCUUGACAAUGGAGAGUCUCUUCAAAGCCCACCCUCGCGGAUGUUUGAUGAUUCUAUCGAGAACUAUGGACUCCAAGUGCGGUUACAGAAUUCUGAAACCGCUGAAGGAUAGCGGGUUCAAAGUUCAUGCUGUGACACCUGACUUGUCAUUUCUGUUGAAAAACACGCCGGCAGAAUCCUGGUUUGCUGAGAUGAAGAGAGGCAAGAGAGACCCUGGUGAGAUUCCAUUAGCCCAGAACCUGUCUAAUUUGAUAAGACUCGCAGUUCUGUAUAAGUAUGGAGGUGUUUAUUUAGACACAGACUUCAUCGUCUUGAAAUCGUUCUUCGGAUUGAGAAACUCGAUCGGUGCACAAAGUGUGGAUGUGGUUUCGAAGAACUGGACCAGAUUAAACAAUGCAGUUCUGAUCUUUGAUAUGAAUCAUCCCCUUCUGUACAAAUUCAUGGAGGAAUUUGCCCUCACUUUUGAUGGGAAUAAAUGGGGGCAUAAUGGUCCCUACCUUGUUUCCAGAGUGGUCCUGAGGGUGCAAAACCGACCCGGUUAUAACUUCACGAUUCUACCCCCUCUCGCCUUUUACCCCGUCGAUUGGAGUAGGAUCGGAGGAUUGUUUAAGAAGCCAGGAAGUCCGGCUCAUUCUCGAUGGAUAAGAGAAAAGCUGCUUCAGCUUAACGGGGAGACUUACGGAGUACACCUAUGGAACAAGCAAAGCAGCAGAGAAGUAGUUGAAGAAGGAAGCAUUAUGCAGAGAUUGAUCUCCGAUCGCUGUAUCAUUUGCAACGACAUAUACAGUUCUUCAAGAAUUUUAAUCAAAUAAAUGGUGAAGCAUCUUCAAUCUGCGACAAAGUGGCAGACCGGAAAUUAGUCUUUCGGUUUUUUCAUUCAUUUUUUUUUUCCGAUCACACAAACUUCGUUUUUUAUUUUGAGUUUUUAGCCCCACUAUAAUUAAGAUCAUUGUUUGAAUAUAAUUUGUAAAUCUCAGAUUCUGUAAACAAGUUAAGAAGUUCCCAGUUUCAAUAUGUUAAUCGAAGUUAACCUUUUCAUUUAUAUAUAAAUAUAUGUGGUUUGUAUUACAAGUAUG